Molecule: messenger RNA, 987 nt
Organism: Ctenocephalides felis (cat flea)
Lineage: Eukaryota; Metazoa; Arthropoda; Insecta; Siphonaptera; Pulicidae
Product: nucleoside diphosphate-linked moiety X motif 8
Exons: 1
Coding region: 95-841 (248 amino acids)
Molecular function (GO): coenzyme A diphosphatase activity
Source: RefSeq, a predicted model, not a curated record
UUGACGUUUGUCAUAGAGAAGUUCUGUGAAAUCUUGUGAUUUAAUCGAAAGUUCUAGUUUACAGAAUAAUAUAAUAAUUCGUUUAUCAAUUUGAAUGCAUAACAUCACUGUUAUGCAUAAACUGUUAAAAAUGUUGAACACACCACCUGGAAGCAUACUGAACAAUUUAGUGUCAACUAGAUCGUCGUCAUUGUAUUCGGCCCAGAACUUGUUGAGCGCCGAUAAUCGUACGCGCUGCAUGUCUCUGCUGAAAUCGAUGAGUCAGAUUCGUAUGUCCGCCGACGAGCCGAAAGAGCGCUCUGCCGUCUUGAUACCGUUGUGCGUAGUAGAUAAUGAGGUUUCAUUGUUAUAUACGGUCAGAUCCUUAAAUUUAACUAAGCACAGGGGUCAGGUGUGCUUCCCAGGCGGAAAGGAGGACAAAUCUGAUGCAUCACUAGAAGAGACAGCAUUGAGAGAAACUGAAGAAGAAUUAGGUAUUUCUAAAAACAACAUCGAAGUCUGGGGAAGUGGCAAAAGCAUUAUCGGACGGUUUCCGCCAUCAAUACUGCCAGUCGUCGGUCUAAUACGUGAUUUUGAAAAUUUAAUUCUGAACAUAAAUGAGACGGAAGUCGAGAAAGUAUUUACCGUGCCUUUGAAAGAUUUAUGCGAUUGCAAUAACAUUGGGCAUACCCAAUUUCGAUACUAUAGCACCCCGGUUUAUAUGGCAGGAGAGGAACGGAUUUGGGGACUAACGGCCAUGAUAACGCAUGUGUUUUUGAAUUGCUUGAUUCCUAACAACGGUUACAAAUACAAGUUGAAAUUCAUACGUCCAUUGCAAAAACCGCUGAAAGCAAGCUUGUGACGAAUGUGAUUAAUAUGAAGGCCUUUUGAUAUUUUUGUCAAAAUUUGGGAAUGUGUUUAUUAUUAUAUUGAACGUGUACCUGAGAUGAAUACUGUUGUUAAACUUGUAUAUUCCGAAGUUGUAUGUGUUAUAUUUUUAUUGUUAUA